Messenger RNA from Peromyscus eremicus (cactus mouse), 1283 nucleotides. RefSeq names its product golgi membrane protein 1 (gene Golm1). NCBI's taxonomy places the organism in Eukaryota, Metazoa, Chordata, Mammalia, Rodentia, Cricetidae. The transcript is spliced from 9 exons. Bases 22 to 1203 code for a protein of 393 amino acids. The record is from RefSeq and is a predicted model, not a curated record. Gene Ontology annotation, cellular component: Golgi apparatus.
AUUCUCAGCCCUGGUUUUAAGAUGAUGGGAUUGGGAAAUGGGCGUCGCAGCAUGAAGUCUCCGCCCCUUAUCGUGGCCGCCCUGGUGGCCUGUGUCAUUGUGCUGGGCUUCAACUACUGGAUUGCGAGCUCCAGAAGUGUGGAACUCCAGUCACGCAUUGUGGAGCUGGAAGUCCGGGUCCGCAGGGCAGCCGCAGAGAGGGGUGCUGUGGAGCUGAAGAAGAACGAGUUCCAGGGCGAGCUGGAGAGGCAGCGAGAGCAGCUCGACAGGAUCCAGUCUAGCCACAGCUUCCAGCUGGAGAAUGUCAACAGGAUGCACCAGGACGAGAAGGCGGUUUUAGUGAGUAACAUUACCACAGGCGAAAAGCUCAUCAGAGACCUGCAAGACCAGUUGAAGGCUCUGCAAAGGAGUUACGGCAGGCUGCAGCAGGACAUCUUCCAGUUCCAGAAGAACCAGACUAGCCUGGAGAAGAAGUUCUCCUAUGACCUGAGCCAGUGUAUUAACCAGAUGAAAGAGGUGAAGGAACAGUGUGAGGAACGGAUAGAAGAAGUCACCAGGAGGAGAAAUGAAGCAGCAGUUUCCAGAGGUGUGGGUGAAAGAAACGGCCAGCCUCAGCAGGCUCUCAAGCCUCAGCCCAAGCUUCCGGAAGUAGUCCCACCAAAGGAACAGAUGCCACAAGGGAAAGAGGCUGUGCCCAGAAACAAGUCCCAGACACCAGCCCCCAGUUCAGAGGUGCGGGGUUUGAAACCACACCAGCAGAACGAGGAAACCAACGAGAUUCAGGUUGUCAGUGAGGAGCAUGGUCUGGGACCGCCAAAGGCAUCAGUUCAAGAACAGGCCCCCAUGGAUGGCACACUUGGAGGAGCUGGGAAACCUCCUCACAUGACACAAGGGCCAGCCGCCCUGUUGGCCAGGCCUGAGGAUUCUCAGUACCCUGACCGGGACCAGCUUGUCAUCCAAGAUGAGCAGGAGAAGCAGCAUGCAGCUGAGGAAGGGAGGAACCAGGGAGAUGAAUACAACAUGGAUGAAAAUGAAGCAGAGUCUGAGAGAGACAAGCAGGAAGUCCUUGCAGGGAACGACAGAGAUAUGAAUGUUUUUAAUGUUGAAGAUCAGAAGAGAGGCCCAAUUGAUUUACCCAAUGGGAGUGAAAAACAGAAUCUCAUCCUAAAUCAAGUAGGAGUCCAUAUUCCUCAACAGGCCUGAACAGAGAUCCUGCAAAGACUCACCAAUGACUGAGUACUCAACUGUGAAAUGUACCAAGUAAACUAUGCAUCGGCUGAUGA